This is a messenger RNA of Rotaria sp. Silwood2, 309 nucleotides long. The record is from the annotation of a GenBank genome assembly. Lineage: Eukaryota; Metazoa; Rotifera; Eurotatoria; Philodinida; Philodinidae.
AUGUGGGAAAGAGGAGCUUCGAGUGGUAUAACUGUGGCAGGGCAAUCAAGUGUCGCUGGCGCAUGGUCUUAUCAAUUUAAUUUACCCACAUCCAUAACAUUUGAUCAAUACGGUUACAUGUAUAUCAUGGAUUCUGGUAACAAUAGAAUUCAGCGAUGGUGGCCUGGAUCCACAUAUGGAGAGACAGUGGCUAGUUCGUCCUCAUUUUAUUACCCAAGAGGGUUAGCAAUUGAUCCCCUGGGUAAUUUGGUUCUUGCAGAUGAUUGGAAUCAACGAGUUGUAUCAUUUCCAGGUGUUUGUGGUGAGUAA